AUGUCUUCAUUAUCAUUAUUAUUUAUUCCUCGAAACCGUAAAGUAGAGUUUGAAAUAGAAGUCAUAAUUCAUGAGUUAACCAACGUUCCUUUGGUAACUGGACUUUAUUAUGUGAAAUGGAAAUUAAAAAAUAGCGAAAAAUCUCAAAGUUUGACAGAGAGAGCACCAAUAAAAGACCACAGUGUUUUUUGGAAUUAUAAGUUGCGGAAUACGAUACAGCUUAUUAUAGGGAAAAAUGGGUUUCUAAUGCCUUGCGAAAUGCGAUUCACUAUAAAACAAGAAUUAAAUGGUGUUAAAGAAAUAAUUAACAUCGGAAAAUUAUCACUUAAUAUUUCCGAAUACGUUGGAUCUAAUUCAAUGACUCGACGUUAUUUACUUCAAGACAGCAAGAUCAAUUCGACUCUCAAAUUGACGAUCAACACUAAACAAACUUUUGGUGACGUAGUCUUUAAAGUUCCUACCCUCAAGAAAACCCAAAUAUUUGGAGGUUUAGCAGGAAUAAUAUCAGAACAAGCAGAACGUCAGGAUGACGAAACUCGAAGAUUAAGACCAAAUUUUGGAAAUCACUACAUGGCUCGUUCUCGAUCAACAACUUCAUUGAGAUCAGCGUAUUAUACUCACUCCACUCAUGUCACCCCAAUAACUUCAUCUUUAACGGUAAAUUCUUUCCUUCGAAAAGUUUAUGAUAAAUCGCCUAUGGAUGUUAUAGAAGAAAUUUUCAUGGGCACUUUAGUACUAAAUGAAGAUUAUAGUGACGAUGAAAAAUCAAAUUAA
This is a messenger RNA of Diversispora eburnea, 774 nucleotides long. The record is from the annotation of a GenBank genome assembly. NCBI's taxonomy places the organism in Eukaryota, Fungi, Glomeromycota, Glomeromycetes, Diversisporales, Diversisporaceae.